AAGUUCAAAUAAAGUAUUCUCUGGUUACACGUAUUGUUUAGUGUUCAUAAAACUAUUAUGAAGUUUAAACAUGGUAUAAGUUAACAUUUAAACAAGUUAUCUACGUUUUGCUUACUAAAUAAACUGAAAGAAUCAGUUUGCUCAUUGAGACAUCUCUCGGUUCAAUCUUUCAGUGACUCAAAAGAACGAUUCCUUCACUGACUGGUGUCAACAUGGCAGAUGAAGCAACUAGGAAAGCAGUUUCUGAAAUUCCGCUUUUAAAAACUAAUUCAGGACCAAGAGACAAGGAAUUAUGGGUUCAGAGACUACGAGAAGAAUAUUUAGCACUUAUAAAGUAUGUCGAAAAUAAUAAAGCAGCUGAUAAUGACUGGUUUCGUCUAGAGUCCAACAAAGAGGGCACAAGGUGGUUUGGAAAAUGCUGGUAUAUUCACGAGCUUCUCAAAUAUGAAUUUGACAUGGAAUUUGAUAUUCCAGUUACAUAUCCUGCCACAGCUCCUGAAGUGGCCAUUCCUGAGUUAGAUGGGAAGACGGCGAAGAUGUACAGAGGUGGAAAAAUCUGCCUGACAGAUCACUUCAAACCACUGUGGGCAAGAAAUGUGCCAAAGUUUGGUCUGGCUCAUCUUAUGGCUUUGGGACUUGGACCGUGGCUUGCAGUUGAGAUUCCAGACCUCAUUGCGAAAGGCUUAAUUCAACAUAAAGACCAAAACAGCUGAAAACAGGAGAAAAAAAAUUUUGCAUUACACCAUGUCUUAACAAUGCAAAUGACAAUUUUAACAACAGUUUGUUUGAGGUAAUUGGUGGCUUGAAUUGCUUAAAUUGGUUGCUUGAAUUGUUGCAUAUUUUUGUUUGUUGCUUCACAGUAGCUGUACUUAACAUUCGUGUGUGUGUACAUAUUUUUUUCUUUUCUCAGUAGACCAGUUACAUUGUCCAUGUAUGUUUCAUCAGUAAAACCUGGUAUACAAAUGUGGGACUGUUUCAACUUGUGGAAUCUCAUAUUUAUUCGAAAGCUUGUGAGGAUUUAAAUGGUCAAACUUUUAAUUUAAAGGAAUUAUUCACCCAUAAAUAAAGAUUCACUGAUUAUUUUUUCACCCU
Danio rerio (zebrafish) is the source of this 1092-nucleotide messenger RNA. It is a transcript of the gene ufc1, whose product is annotated as ubiquitin-fold modifier conjugating enzyme 1. Gene Ontology annotation, biological process: protein ufmylation. The record is from RefSeq and is marked provisional. Gene Ontology annotation, molecular function: UFM1 conjugating enzyme activity. NCBI's taxonomy places the organism in Eukaryota, Metazoa, Chordata, Actinopteri, Cypriniformes, Danionidae.